Penicillium oxalicum is the source of this 5622-nucleotide messenger RNA. RefSeq names its product putative NF-X1 finger and helicase domain protein. Gene Ontology annotation, molecular function: zinc ion binding; helicase activity. Bases 1 to 5622 code for a protein of 1873 amino acids. The transcript has 4 exons. NCBI's taxonomy places the organism in Eukaryota, Fungi, Ascomycota, Eurotiomycetes, Eurotiales, Aspergillaceae. The record is from RefSeq and is a predicted model, not a curated record. Gene Ontology annotation, cellular component: nucleus; nuclear RNA-directed RNA polymerase complex. Gene Ontology annotation, biological process: regulatory ncRNA-mediated heterochromatin formation.
AUGGCCUCCUAUGCAAAUAGGCGAUCUUGGGGCAACUCAAGCCACCGAGGAGGAUUCUACAGCUCCACGAAGCGCGAUCCCACGAAACAACUUUGUGUGCACUUUCAACGUGGCAGGUGUCACUACGGUGAUAGGUGCAAGUUCUCCCAUGAUGCGGCAAAGGCUGCUCACCCCAGGCCAGGUCAGAUUGCCAAUCGUGCCACCACAGCCCACGAUCAAGCCUCUCGGGAUCAGUACUUUGACUGGAAGAGAUACCUCAGAAGGGGGAUCUCGCGACAAGACAAGUCUCACGAGAAAUGCGGAGAAAUCUUGCGGUUCUGGAACGAAGCUCUCGAAAUACUUCAAAGCGACAACAAAGAUAAUCAUCAGUUCUUGAUCAAAGACCUUGUGGAUGACUCUCUUCAUGGGUACGACUUUGUCUUGGCGACUACAGAUGCAGGCAAAGCAGAUCUGGAAUCACCAUCGGCUACAAGUUACGACGAACCGUUUCUCAAAUUUGUAACUCAUCCCGCUCUCUUGAAUUGUUUGUCGGUUGAUACAUUUGUGGGCACUCUGUAUGCGUUUCUCGGCGGUACGAAUGGAGAUCGCGCAAUCCAAUAUUUGAGAGGAGUUUGCAAAAGCUGGAAUGACAAUCGCAACAAACGGUGUAUCUCUCUCGAGCAGGUGAAGUUGCUGUUGAGCACUCUGCACGAGGUUUUGUCGCGGAUCCAACGCGCUCGCUUCCACGAUGAGCUUACAGCACUACUUGAAUCAAUUCAGGAACUGAUGCACUCAAUCACUGAGACAUCGUCGCAAGCUGAUAUGGAUGGUCUUGAGAGCAAAUUGAGGGUAAUGAGGAGCCUGAUCACUAGCGCAAACGGCAAUCUCUCGACACCCGCGGCACCAAACGAGACAACUCAACACAACGAAGCGGUUCUGUCAACCUUCCCGCUCGAUCUACAAACACCUGGUGGAAGACACGACAACGACUUUGCAGAAAUCUCCCGGAUCGGGAUUUUUCCGACAUGUGGAGAGAUUAUUAGCGGUCAUUCCGAGUACCUCCCUUCUACCAACUUCCUUCAGCCGCACAUUCUCCCAGACCCACUACAAAGAUACAUCGACUCGACGUUCCGACUACUGCGACAUGAUGUUUUUGGCUCGUCAAAAGACAUACUGCGGGACCUACUGCUGCAGGAUGAUUUGACACAAGCUUCAAAAAUCUCAAGCAAGGACAACGCAGCGCAUAUCUACCUUGAAGCGCGGGUCCCGCAGAUUUUUAUCAACGAGAGAAAAGAGCUCGAAGCGACCGUUUCCUUCUCGGCACCCCCACAGGUGCGCAGAAAGACGUCCGGAGAGCAGUGCAAAUGGUGGCAAGAUUCCAAUCGACUCGAAGAGGGAAGCCUAGUGUGCUUUUUGACAUCUCAAAGCCUUCAAAGGAGGCUCAUCUUCCUUGAAGUGACACAAAAAAAUACUUCUAGGAAUGAAGUCCAACAAAACAAGAGCAGUCUUGUCUCUGACAAGCAUCCACCCAGUGUCAGCGUCAAGCUUGCUGUGUGCCAACAACAAGAGCUGAUUUUCCUGGCCCAGCUCUAUCGUCAACGCAUCAGCGGCAUUCUAGUCGAUUUUCACGGCUUAAUCCCCGCCACAUUUGCCCCUAUUCUGAGAAAUCUUCAACGAAUUCAACGUGAGGGAGACCUGGCAUUCCAGAAAUGGAUCUUGCCCGGACUUGCAGAUGACGGGGAGAGUCACCGCAUACCCCCACCGGCAUACGCACGCAAAAUGGGGUUUCGCUUUCCUUUGACUGCCAUUGCCAAAUCCAAAACGGAAAAUCUUGUGUUGGACCCAAACUAUCCAGCCUCUAUUGAUACUUCGAAUCUGCAACAUCAGACAGGUCUCGAUCUUGGUCAAUGCCAUGGACUCAUUGCAGCGCUUACGCGAGAGUAUGCCCUUGUUCAAGGCCCUCCAGGCACUGGCAAGUCAUAUUUGGGUGUUAAGCUCGUUCAGGUCCUCCUUGGGAUCAAAAGAAAUGCAGAUUUGGGCCCGAUCCUUGUUAUUUGUUACACGAAUCAUGCUCUAGAUCAGUUUUUGAAACACCUCCUUGAUGUGGGUAUCCAAAAAAUCAUACGUAUUGGCGGCCGCAGCCAGGCUACCGAACUCGAAGGAAAAAACCUUCGUGUUGUCAGCAAAGCGAUCGACAAGACAAGAGUUGAGUCACAGUCACUCGGAAAGUCUUUUGGAGAGCUCGAGGAGUGCAUGAAAAGCGCCGAGCAUGCCAUGAAACCCCUCCAUCAGUCCAAGAAAGGCCUUUCUUGGGCAACGCUUGAACAUUUUGUGCAAGAAAGAUGGCCCAAGAUCCAUCGACAGCUGCAGGAGACAGAUGCAGAUGGAUUCACCAUUGUCACAGGUGACAAGCUACUCGAUUGGCUUGGGAAAAAGUCGUUCCGGAUCUAUGAUAGCGAUGAUAAAAUUGAAGACGACGAUCCGCGCUUGGAGGCUCUCACACAGGCGGCGAAUGCGAACAUUCAUAUUCUCUCAGUGCGGGAUCGUCAGAUCCUCGCAACAAGUUGGUUCAAAAUGUGGCAGAACCAUAGAACCGAUUUGCUUUUUGAGGCUAUUGAUCAUGCUGCGUCCAUUCGCAACAACAUCAAUGCAGUCCACGAUGAGAUCAAUCGUCGCGCUUUGAUUCAGGCCGACGUGAUUGGAAUCACUACUACAGCUCUAGCGCGCAAUAUUGAGACACUGCGCCGUCUGGGGACAAAAGUUGUCGUGUGUGAGGAAGCAGCCGAAGUCAUGGAGGCCCACGUUAUCUCGGCCUUGAUGCCAGGCGUGGAACACUUUAUUCAGAUUGGAGAUCACCGACAACUGCGACCGCAGAUACAAAAUCACUCACUUAGUCUCGAGACAUCCACGGGAAGAACAUGGCAGUUGGAUCGAAGCCAAUUCGAGAGGCGCGCUGUUGGUGAACCGGGUCUCGACCCAGCCCCUGUCGCACAACUCAACGUGCAGCGAAGAAUGAGACCCGAGAUCUCUCAACUGAUCAGGACGGUCUAUCCACGGCUCCAAGAUCAUGAAAGCGUGACGAAUCUACCGAAUGUUAUCGGAAUGCGACACAACCUCUUUUGGCUUGAUCAUCGGUACCCUGAAGAUUCGAGAGACGAUGGGAGCCGUGUCAAAUCGCGCAGUAAUCAAUGGGAGGUUGAGAUGACGACUGCUCUGGUCCGGCAUCUGGUCCGGCAAGGAGAAUACAAAAGCACCGAUAUCGCGCUUUUGACGCCAUAUACCGGGCAGCUACGAAAGCUCAGGGCAUCAUUGAGUAGUGACUUUGAAAUAUGUCUCAGCGAGCGGGAUUUGGAGACCCUAGCUUCCGAUGGGCUCGACGACUUUGAAGAUGAGAAAUCCAAGCCAAAUGCCCGUCAGUCACUUGAAAAGAAGACACUUCUACAGACCCUGCGCCUAGCUACAGUCGAUAACUUCCAAGGCGAGGAGGCAAAAGUGAUUGUUGUCUCCUUGGUUCGCAGCAAUCCGAAGCGCAAAGUUGGUUUUCUCCGCACCGAAAACCGCAUCAAUGUUCUUCUCAGUCGAGCUCAACAUGGCAUGUAUCUGAUCGGGAAUGCUGAAACAUAUCUCAAUGUGCCCAUGUGGGCGGAUGUUCACUCUCGACUCGCAUGUGCAAAUGCGGUAGGCACGGAAUUAGCCCUCUGUUGCCCUCGUCACCCUGAUUCACCCAUUUUCUGUUCAGAACCUAGUGACUUUGAAAGGAAGAGUCCAGAAGGCGGAUGCAUUCUUCCCUGCACCCGUCGACUCGAGCCAUGUGGCCAUCAAUGCCAGGCUAAAUGUCACUCAACGGUCAUGCAUGACGGCUUCGCUUGUGGGAAGCCUUGCCAACGAAUCCGAUCCACCUGUGACCACGAAUGCCCCAAGCUCUGUGGAGAGAGUUGUGGUCCUUGCAUGGUGAAAAUCGAAAACGUGGAGCUUCCUUGCGGCCAUAUCAAGAAGACAGUCUUUUGUCAUCGGAUGUCACACUUGAAAGACAUCAAGUGUGAUUUUGAGGUUGAAAAGCUUGUGCCAAAAUGUGGUCAUACAGUUCAGGUCGGCUGUUACAGAGAUGUCACUUCACCCAUCUUUCGUUGUCCCACACCAUGUGACGCAAUUCUUAGCUGUGGCCACAAUUGCGUUGGCACCUGCGGAGAAUGUCUGGACGAGGUCAUAGACGGGGAGAGAAAAUACGCACAUACAGACUGCAAGAAAAUAUGCGACCGUCUAUAUGGCGGGUGCAAUCAUAGAUGCCCCAAAGUGUGCCAUUCUGGCAAGAGCUGUGGUCAUUGUGAAGCAAAAUGCGAGUGCGGUAACAAGGGCGACGUGCGUGUCGACCUUGUUGAGCUCAAGACUUAUUCCGAGAUCGAUCUCGAUGAAAGUCCCAUCAUUGUUCUUGGAUGUGGGCAUUUCUUCACGAGUGAGUCGGUCGAUGGAAUGGUUGGUCUGGAUGAAGUGUACACGAGAGACAAGACUGGAAAGUUCAAUGGUCUGCGAAACGCCUCGUCUUCCCUUGCAGACAAUGUACCAUCAUGUCCGGACUGCAAACAGCCCAUUCGUCAAUUCGUGACCAAGCGGUACAAUCGGGUGAUCAAUCGUGCUGUCAUGGACGAGACCUGCAAGCGUUUCCUGAUUGACGGUCGCACUAGGCUCGGAGGUCUUGAAUCUGUCUUGGAUAGAAUUGAAGACGAACUCAAGUCUGAUCCUGCGAAUUUUUUGACGGGAGAUACACGGCAUAAACAGUGUGCGAAUCUAGCGGGGAUGGCUUUGGUACUCGGCAGGAACACGGCCAUCGAGAACCAGCCGAGCAAGCGACUCAUGGAUGCCAUCAUCACCUGUCAGAAGUCAUCCGAAAGUGAUAUUGCCACUCUUCUUACGAAAAUGAAGACGCUCAACAUAGCACCACGAGAUUCAGACAACCAGAUCAGCCUCGGCGCACGUCUACUUCAUUUCAAAGCCAAGGAAGUCAUUCGCAGCGAUAUCAUUAGAUUGAUGGAUUCAAACAAAAAGUCUCUCCAUCCACCCAGGAUAGAAUCUAAUCUCACACUAUCUUCUUGGACGAGGCUUUCCAAAGGAUGCAGGGAUUUAAUCACCCAGGCCAACGACGGACACUUCUUCCGCAUUUCUAUCGAGGCGACCAUCAUCUAUGCCAAGAUUAUCCAGCUGGAGGCCUGGUAUCGUCGCAAUGGCUCAAAACAGGGCACGUCUGACUCCGAGCCCAACCAAGAACCCGAACCAGAAAAGAUCGAAGAUCGGCUGCAGAGUACCCGCGAUCUUCUCGCCGCUGCGCUGGAGCGGUGCAACACAAUCGGAAAUUGUCUCGAUCUUCAAGUUAAAUUACAGGAGAUUGUGCGUCUUUUCGAAGGUCCCAGAUACGAGACAGUCACUCCGGAAGAGCUUCAAGCGAUCAAGACGGCUAUGGUUAGCGGAAGAGGAGGAAUUGCCACCCACUCUGGACACUGGUACAAUUGCGCCAACGGCCAUCCGUUUGCAAUCGGAGAGUGUGGCAUGCCGAUGGAGCAAGCCAGAUGCCCUGAGUGUGGAGCUCCGAUUGGAGGGCAGAAUCACACGGCCGUUGCGGGUGUGACUCGCGCGCGAGAAAUGGAGUAG